AUGAAAGAUGAGAAAUGGGAAGCCACGAUAAUCAGGUUCGGGUGUUUGGAUCAGCCAGAAGCUGAGACACGUGCAACAGAGAGAGAAGAACUGCGCUUAGUCACCUUUAUCGUUGCUACCACUACCGUUGUUGUGCCACUACCACACUGCUUCGUGUUGUUGUCGCACCGUACCACUGCUAGGAUGUUG
Sphenostylis stenocarpa is the source of this 189-nucleotide messenger RNA. Lineage: Eukaryota; Viridiplantae; Streptophyta; Magnoliopsida; Fabales; Fabaceae. The record is from the annotation of a GenBank genome assembly.